AGAGAAAUAAGGAAUCGUUGAAGCCUGUCAGGAGAGGGAAGGAAGUUGGAGAAUGGGACACUCUUCUGGAAAGAAGUGUUUCUAAUUACAGUGAAAUGAGGAGACAUUCACAAAUGUUAUAAACAGGUGGUAUGGUGAUUGGCUCUCACAGAUGUUGAAUGAAUAUGAUGUGUGUUAUCAUGUUAAAAGAAGCUCUGUUCAGAUGUGGAGUUUUUCUAAUGUGAGUGCUGUGUUCAUGUUGAAUGCUGUAAUGCUGAUCUCUGACCAUGGUGUGGAGCUGAAGCCACAAGGACUGCACAAGCUCAGGGAAGGCAGGAUGGAGGAGGAGCUGUGUCAGAGGAGUGGAAUAUGUUUGAAUGGGGGGCUUGGCUUAGCAGGGGGUUGGCUUACCAAGAGUAUGUAAGGCCUGUUCCUGGUGUGGGCAGUGUGCCUGUGGCUGUGCCUCUGGCUGUGGGGGAAAAAAAUCAAGAUCAAGAACUCAAAGGCUGUGUAAUUCUGAUGGAUCCAAAGUUGUGAAAUCCCUUCUGAGGUCCCUGUGCCCUCAACGUGCCUUGGGAAACAACAGCAGGACAGGCAUCAGAGAGGAUCCAGCAGGAUGGGAAUGGAGAGCUCCUGGUGAUCUGGGCAUUUCCUUCUCCAUGUUACUGACCUGGGAGGAGCUGCCUCAGGACAUGGACCCCAAAGGAUAAAGAGAUACCAGGAAGCGCCGCUGAUCUGCACAGACCCCCUUUGCCUGCUGCUGCCCCACACUGAACAGAAAGUUGCCAGCCCAAAGUGUGGCCAGGAUGAAUCUUGAUUGUGACUGAAUCCCAUCUCUUGGGGCCCUGUAAAGAGCAGUCCAAAAGAAGACCCUUGGAGCUCUCCUGGCCCCAGCAGUUUGUAAAUCACGCCUAACACAUUAGGAAGAAGAAAUUCUUUACCUCCAUGGACACACAGAAGGAUCUCUCCUUGUUCUGCAUGUGGUGAGACUUUACAAUGGGUUUUGUCCAUUACUACCACACACAGUCAUUACUGUGUGCUUCUUGUGUAAUACACAAAUUUCACCUUCCUAAGACAUAUUUCCAUAAAUUCACCUCCUUCUCAAAGUCCUUUCAUGGCCCUGGACGAUCAUGCAGAGGGGUCUCAGGUGGACAUAUUCACUGAGUGCUGUGAUAUUAAUUGUAACCUUGCCCUUAACUUUUCCUUUGACCAUGUGCUAUUGCUUCUUGUUAGAGAAAUUCCCCCAAAACCACUGCAGGCCUCUUCAUCUGUUUCUCCACUGGCUCCAGCCACAUUUACCAUCCUGUGUUCUCCUGAAGAGCACAGGGGAGCUGGGCUUUCCUCCCUCCUGGGUCCUAGAAGUCUACAGCCAUGAGGAACAGAGACACUGCCAGGUUCCCAGGUGGAGCAGGGCAGCAUCAGGGCUGUUGGGGAGAAAAAGGAGCCCCGGGGACAGUCUGGGCUGUUGGAGGCACUUUCGUAGGGGUCAGGGGACCGUCAGAAGGGGGCUGGAGGUGAUCUGGAUGCCGGCAAUCCCAAAUCUCCCCACUGGAGGACAGCAGAGCCUGACCAACCACGCUUGACCAACCAGGAGGGAAACCUGUGGGGUGCAAUAGGAUUGGGUGAGGAUGGGGUCCAGGGAGUAGGAUAGGAUCGCUAUAUGACAGGGAGCAGCUCAGUUGUUCUUCCUUGGGCCCAGGGAAGGCUUUGGCAAUGAUCCCAGUGCUCUUCCCAGAAUGGGAGUUGUAUCUGACAAGCAGCCAGAUGCUUCACCAGCACUGCCAGCACUGCCAGCAUUCCAGCGCCACCAGCAUCACCAGCAACCCACUGCUGCUGGAGGGACAAUGACCCCUCAGGGAAGAGAAAUCUGGAAUGGUAGAAACCUGUGGGAAGUGGGAAGAUAGUUGGAGAAUGGGAAAUUCUGCAGGGAAGGAAUGUUUCUCAUCAGGAGGAAAUGAGGAGCCAUUUGCAAAAUAUUUAAUUUGGAAUUUUUGAAAAAUUUAAUUUCCUCUGUUGGAGAAAAAAAAAAAAACACGAUAAGUAAUUCUGAGGAAGUGAAACUCUGACGUAGCCAAAGAUGCAAGUUCUGACUCCCCCGUGACUCCACUGAGUCUGCAGGAGCAACACCAGGGCAGGGCACAGAAAGAGACAGCAGGAUGGGAGUGGGGAGCUCCUGGUGAUCUGGGCACUUUCUCCUUUAUGUUACUGACCUAGGAGGAGCUGCUUCAGGACAUGGAUCCCAAAGAAGCAAGAGCUACCAGAAAGCACCGCUGAACUGCACAGACCCCCUUUGCCUGCUGCUGCCCCACACUGAACAGGGAGCUGCUGUGGAGCCCCAUGGUCCAUCCGUGGAUUCUCCAACCACUGACUCCCAUCCACGCUGACCACAGCCAGGGGCCACAUCCCACGGCCUGCAGAGUGUCCAUCCAUGGAGGUGACCACUGUGUCCCCAUCUCCUACCUCACCCACUGAAAGAGAUGAUCUCUGUGAGAUAGAUGUCACCAACGUGGCCAUAUACAGUGUGGCACUGCUCAUCUGCCUCUGUGGGCUGGCUGGGAACGGGGCUGUCAUUUGGUUCCUCAGCUCCCGCCAUGUGUCCAGGAACAGCACCACCCGUUACAUCCUCAUUCUGACUGUUUCUGACUUCCUCUUCCUCCUCAUUCUGGUCCCCUCCAGUCUGCUUUUCCUGCUGGAGGACGUGUCCUGCUCUGUCAUCAUGCCCUUGCCGUAUGUCUGGGUGCUUUCCCAGCUGUGUCUAAUGUCCUACAUCACGUGGCUGUACGUGCUGACAUUCAUCAGCAUCCAGAGGUGCAGGUCCAUCCACUGCCCGAUCUGGCACUGCUGCCACCGUCCCAAGCACCUCUCAAAGGUGGUGUGUGCCCUGCUCUGGGUAUUCUCCAUCAUUGUCUUCACUCUCUUUGCCACAUGGUUUUCCCUGUGUAUGUCCCAGCUACCUGAGCACUGCCGGGUGUCUCUCAUCUCCAGGUACACCUUCGACCUCCUCCUCUGUGCUCCUUUCAUGCUCAUUUCCAGCACAAUCCUCUUCAUUAAGGUCAAAUCUGGCUCCAACCAGCAGCAAGCCAAGAGGCUUGAUGUUGUUAUCUGCCUCAUUGUUCUCCUCACCCUGCCCCUCAGCCUCAGGAAAUUACUGCAGCUGCUCAGCUAUACCAUUUUCUCCAAUCAUGUGGCUUUCCUGCUCACCUGUAUCCACAUCUCCAUCAAACCCUUUAUCUACUUCUUGGCAGGGAGCUGUUGGAGGCACUGCUCUAUGGGGUCCCUCCGGCUCUCCCUCCAGAGGAUCUUUGAGGAGCCAGAAGAAAACCCUGCUGAUAUCUGUGAUCCUGCCAUGGAAGCUGUGCUCUGAGUCUGGUGAUACCUCCUGCUGCUCUGCCGAGGGACACUGGGACAGUGGCUGAGGAAUUCCUUGAGCCCCCUGAUGAAUAAAUCUCUAAAGUGUCACCCUCUUUCAUGGU
This is a messenger RNA of Ficedula albicollis (Collared flycatcher), 3452 nucleotides long. Its product is annotated as mas-related G-protein coupled receptor member H-like. Gene Ontology annotation, molecular function: G protein-coupled receptor activity. NCBI's taxonomy places the organism in Eukaryota, Metazoa, Chordata, Aves, Passeriformes, Muscicapidae. The record is from RefSeq and is a predicted model, not a curated record. Gene Ontology annotation, cellular component: membrane. Bases 2408 to 3343 code for a protein of 311 amino acids. The transcript is spliced from 5 exons. Gene Ontology annotation, biological process: G protein-coupled receptor signaling pathway.